AUGAAAUGCUCUUUGUUUUCAUGCAAAAGCACAAACUACUACAACGGUUCCUGUUUUCCUAUAUCAGAUGACGAAGAAUUCGAUCUCUUUUUCAAUAAAAUAAAUAAAAAAAAGAAUCUACAUUAUAUGCUCGAAAAUGCUGUAAACGAAAUCAUUUAUAAAACCCAAAAAAAUUGUGAAACCAAUUCAGAUUUUGAACAAGUUGAAAAAAAAAGUAAAAAUGCAUAUUCAGAUAAGUAUCUAGAUGAUAUCGAUAUAAUUUUAAAAAAGGGAAAAAAAGAGAAUAUGUUUGCAAAGAAAAAAAUAAAAAAUAAAAAUAAUAAUCCUUUAUUUAUACCUAAAAAGGAUAAUUCAGUAUUUCCUUCGGAAAAUAUCAAGAAUAUAAUUUAUUCAAAAAAUAAAAGCGAAACUAAUAUAGAAUACAAUAGCGAAAAAAAAACAAAUAUCAGCAAGGACAGCAUAAUAGAAAAUUUUAAAAAUGUAUUAUGUAACGACCUAAAUAAAUACAUUAAAGAAAUAUUACAUGCUAUAAAUAAUAACGAUGUACAUGCAUCAUGUAUUUCCAGUAUCUCAAAAGAUAAUAAAAUUUCAGAAGACAACCUCCCCAAUGUUAAUUCUAAGAAUUUAAAUAAUAAUAUACUUACUAAUAAUAAUGAAAAUGCACAACAAUUACCACAUAACCGCGACAAAAUACAUCCAAACAUAAUCAUGGGUAGUUCUCUUAAUAAUUUAUAUAUUGGGGAUUCUAAUAGCUCUAAAGGAAACAAUGUAAGUGCUGAACGCCCAGAAAAUGUACAAAUUAAAACAUGUCAAUUGUUUAAACAAAAUUUAAAUACGAAUCAAAUGUUUCAUAAUAAAAAUAAAAAUUACACGUCACAUAGAAAUAUAUCCAUUACCACAGAAAAUGUGAAUUGCAAAAAAAAAUAUGUAAAAAAAAUGAAAAACGGAAAUAAACACACAUAUAAUAGUAACAAAGGAGUUGAUAAAAAAUAUAUAUAUUAUACACGAGGAGGGAAUCUAUUUAAAAAGAAAAAUCCUUUGUUCAAAAAUGAAAAUGUUAAUCCCUAUUUCAACAAGAAAAAGGACGCAUAUCAGACUAUAAAAUAUACUUAUAAACAUAAUAGAUGUUAUACUAAUGAAUCAACUAAUUUGAAUUCCAACACUUCCAAUUAUGGAAACAUAAAAAAAGAAAGAAUAUUAAAUUCUCCACACAAAACUUUAGCAAAAACGAACCCAAAUAAUGAUUUCACUUUUAGACAUUUUCAAAAAAAUGCAAACAAUAAUAUUUUAAAUAAAUUUCUUUCUUAA
This is a messenger RNA of Plasmodium berghei ANKA, 1308 nucleotides long. RefSeq names its product conserved Plasmodium protein, unknown function. The transcript is spliced from 2 exons. Bases 1 to 1308 code for a protein of 435 amino acids. NCBI's taxonomy places the organism in Eukaryota, Apicomplexa, Aconoidasida, Haemosporida, Plasmodiidae. The record is from RefSeq and is a predicted model, not a curated record.